Molecule: messenger RNA, 1677 nt
Organism: Pneumocystis jirovecii RU7
Lineage: Eukaryota; Fungi; Ascomycota; Pneumocystomycetes; Pneumocystales; Pneumocystaceae
Exons: 7
Coding region: 1-1677 (558 amino acids)
Biological process (GO): fatty acid catabolic process
Molecular function (GO): fatty acid amide hydrolase activity; amidase activity
Source: RefSeq, a predicted model, not a curated record
AUGAUUUCUUUUCAAAAUUUAAAGAAAAUUAAGCAAAAACAAAGGCAAGUUGCGAUUCGAAAGGCUUUGAUAUUGGUUGGUUCGAGUUGUCCAGUUGAUGGUGAUGAAGAAUUUCUUUCUGCAUCUGCUGAAAUGAUUGCAAAAAAAAUAGCGAGAAAAGAGCCUAGAUGGACUGCAACGAAUGUUGUUAAGGCUUAUAUACGGAGUGCUAUUCGAAGUAAUGAGAAAAAUAAUUUUAUGACAGAAGUGUUUUUUGUUGAGGCGAUUGAGCAAGCUGCGCUUUUGGAUGAAGAAUUGGCAUGUGGAAAACCUCCUAGGGGUCCUCUUCAUGGUGUUCCUGUAUCGUUUAAAGAUACGUAUAAUAUAAGUGGAUAUGAUUCGUCGUUAGGAAUGUCAAUGUUUGUUUCUAAGCCCUCUUUAGAAGAUUCUGCGCUUGUGAAAAUGAUAAAAGAUAUGGGUGCUGUGAUUCUUUUUAAAACAAAUGUUCCUCAGACGCUUUUUGCGUUUGAAUGUUCUAAUCCUAUUUUUGGUAGAACUUUUAAUCCAUUUUCUGCCACAUAUACAUGCGGUGGUAGUUCUGGUGGUGAAGCAGUGUCUCUUGCUUCUAAUUCAUCAGCUUUGGGUUUUGGAAGUGAUAUUGGAGGAAGUUUGAGGAUUCCUGCACAUUAUUGUGGUAUUUAUGCUUUAAAACCUUCAUCUGAUAGGUUUCCUUUGGCAGGGCAUUUUUCAAUUGUUGAGGGUUUUGAAGGAGUUCGUGUUGUUACAGGUCCUAUGGCAAGAUCUGUCUUGGAUUUGAAGUUUAUUACUAAAGCUAUAUUGAGCUCUGAGCCUGAAUCAUAUGAUUUUUCAUGUAUACCUUUGUCAUGGAGAGAAUCAUUGCGAUCAACGAAUUUUAAAGUAUUUGGGUAUUAUUUUGAAGACGAGUUUACUUUAACAUCUCCUGCUUGUCGUAGAGCAGUUCGUAUGGUAAUUGAUUCUCUUAAAGCUUUUGGUCAUAAAGUUGUUGAGAUACGUCCGCCUAGUUCUUUUGAUGCUGUUGAAAUAUUUAUUGGUUUAACAUCUAGUGAUGGUUAUAAAAGAGUUUAUGAUUUUGUUAAAAAAGAUCCAAUGGAAAAGAAUAUUUGGCUGCCAAUGUUGGCUUCUUGGGUUCCUUAUUUUUUAAAACGUGCUAUUGGAUAUAUAGUAGAAAAUAUUAUUUGUGAUCCGAAAUUUUCUAUGGUAUUUAAAGCUGUAGGGAAAAAAAAAACUAUAGAAUAUUGUCAUCUUAUUUAUAGGCGUAAUCUUUAUCGAAAAGAAUGGUUCAAAAUUUGGAAUGAAUAUAAACUUGAUGGUAUAAUUGCUCCUACUAAUCCACUUCCUGCAUUACCUCAUAAUGGAACAGCAAGUGUUUCUGCUAUUGCUGCUUCCACUUUUAUAUAUAAUUUGUUAAAUUAUUCAGUUGGUUCUUUACCUGUUACAUAUGUAGAUCGUACAAUGGAUGUAUUAUCCGAUGAAUAUAAAAAAUGGGAUGGACUAAUACAUCAAAAACUAUAUCAAUCGUCUCGACCCUUGUAUGAUCCUGAUAAAAUGCAUGGACUUCCUGUGGGUGUUCAAGUUAUAGCUCAACAAUGGCAAGAAGAAAAAGUAAUAGAAAUGAUGAGUGAUAUAGAAAAUGCAUUAAAUGCAUUAAAUGGAUGA